CGUUGUUCGAUAGUUCUCUGACGUCCGUCAAUUUUUUUGUGUGUACGUUACAUAUUCAUAUAAUGUAUAUCUCCAUUUUAGUUUUCUCAUGAACCGGAAAUUCUUCCGUCGUUCACUCCCCCUCCUUCUUCGCUUCGUGUUAACAUUUUGAACUUCAUUCAUGUGAGUGUCCCCGGGAGUCUGUAAAGCGCGCGAUGGCAGGCCCGGAGCUCCUGCUGGACUCAAGUAUCCGUUUGUGGGUCGUUCUGCCCAUUGUCUUUAUCACCUUCAUGGUGGGCGUCAUCCGCCAUUAUGUCACUCAGCUGCUGCAAAGCGACAAGAAGGUGGACCUGGAGCAGCUUUCCGACAGUCAGGUGCUCCUGCGCAGCCGCAUCCUCCGAGAGAACGGCAAAUAUAUUCCCAGACAGUCGUUCACAAUGAGGAAGCACUACUUCAACAAUGUGGAAACGGGCUUCUUCAAGAAUGUCAAGAGGAAGGUGGUCCCCAAAAACCCAAUCACAGACACCAGCAUGCUGACAGACAUGAUGAAAGGAAACCUGACCAACGUCCUGCCCAUGAUCAUGAUCGGCGGCUGGAUCAACUGGGCCUUCUCUGGAUUUGUCAUAACCAAGGUUCCGUUCCCGCUGACGCUGCGCUUCAAGCCCAUGUUGCAGCGCGGUAUUGACCUGCUCACGCUGGAUGCGUCCUGGGUGAGCUCCGCGUCCUGGUACUUCCUGAACGUGUUUGGCCUCAGGAGCAUGUACAGCCUCAUCCUGGGACACGACAACGCCGCCGAUCAAUCGCGGGUCAUGCAGGACCAGAUGACCGGCGCCGCCAUGGCCAUGCCCCCGGACCCCAACAAGGCUUUUAAGAGCGAGUGGGAGGCACUGGAGAUUGUGGAGCACAAGUGGGCCCUGGAGAACGUGGAGGAGGAGCUGAUGGCCCGAGAGCUCAACCUGGCGGGCGUCUUCAGCUAAGACCUCAAAAGUCUGCCGUCCUGGAGCGGGGCUGGGGCAAAGCGUCGCUCGGGGGGGUGGGGGGGGGGGGCUUCCUUCGCUCACUUGGCCCACUGACGUUUUGUCAGCCAUAAUGUUCCUUUGACCCUUCAACCUGCUUUCACAAAAUCAUUUGAAUUACUCAAUAUUUUUGUACAAAAAAAAAAUCUAAUACAAAAAUAAGUUUGAAAAGUACUUCAAUUUGCUAAUUUGCAAAUAUUUAGGAAAUUAACUUGAUUCCGUUCGAAUACUACAAAUGAAAUUUUGUUGUUAAAAAACGCUUUGACUUCUUUGAUGUCACAGAUCAACUUGCUUUUUGUUCAUCCUUAAUUUAUAAAUAAAGGUUUUGAGUUGUACCACAUUGACCCCCCCCCCUGCUUGUUGAAAGGAGAAGACAAGGUGGCGAUGGUGACGUGGGUGUCAUUUUAUUUCAAAAGUCUUAUAAAAUCUUCGCAUUUCUGACAAAACAGGAAGACCAGAGAAAGCCUGACCAGUUUCCAUAAAAAGAAGCUCUGUUAGAAAAAUACUGUACAGCAUCACGGCUGUCAAUCAAAACAUUUUUUUGGGGGGGUAGGGGGGGGGGUAAAGAAGCGCCUCCGUGGCCUCUCCGGGUCACCCAAUAAAUAGUACAAGCAAAAUAUACAAAAGAACAAAA
Hippocampus zosterae (dwarf seahorse) is the source of this 1629-nucleotide messenger RNA. RefSeq names its product ER membrane protein complex subunit 3-like. The transcript has 9 exons. The record is from RefSeq and is a predicted model, not a curated record. The coding region runs from base 195 to 956 and encodes 253 amino acids. NCBI's taxonomy places the organism in Eukaryota, Metazoa, Chordata, Actinopteri, Syngnathiformes, Syngnathidae. Gene Ontology annotation, biological process: protein folding in endoplasmic reticulum. Gene Ontology annotation, cellular component: EMC complex; membrane.